UCGACACCUGUUUCGAUCAUUUAGGAGACGGGAUCCUUUAAGAAUGAUCUAAAUUGUGUUGAAGGGGGCGAAAAAAAUUACAAUGACGGCGUAGACCCGACCCACCCGUGUGCAGGCUGUGUUGUCGAAUGUGUCCUCCGCUGAAGGCCAUAAAGGUCACCAGGACAAGAUAGUGCCGGAAAUAUAUCAAACGGACUGGAGAAACUGCUCCUGUGUGGAAAGAUAGGGUGAAAGAAGAGCAGAAGAAGAUAAAGUGAAACAACAUACACAUAUUGCCUGAACAGCUUUGAAACUAAUAACACAAAGAGAAAAACCGAGCCGAUCAAGAAGACAGACAACAGGAAGGAAUGGGGUACCAUGAUCGUCUAUGUCUGCUCCUGGCCUGACACUUGAAGAAGAAGUGCUUUAAAGCAGAAACUCAAACCAGGACACGAUGACCAACAUGUGUCAAUAGUGCGGUAAAACAUAAACUCAAACAAGGAUGACCAACGUGUGCCUGUAGUGCCGUAAAGUAUAAACCAGGACACGAUGACCAAAUUAUGUCGACAGUGCCUUAAAGCAUAUACUCAAUGUCAAACCGGGCACUCGUGACCUUAUGUAGCUGCGAGCACAGUAAAACUCGUACCUAACCAAAACUUAAACCAAGGUGCGAUGACCAAAUUGUGUCGAUAGUGCCGUAAAGGAUAUAUACUCAAACUCAGACUGCUCACACAUACGACCUUAUGUAGUUGCGAGCGCCGUAAAACUCUUACCAAACCAGAACCCGAUAAGGACCGCAGGAUGUCGAUGUACAGGAGGACCAUGCGGCAAAAGAGCAAACAGAAGCGGCCAAAAUCCAUGAACAGCCUGGACGACCGCGGGCGCCUUUCGCUUUUAGGUCAGUUGGCCGAGAGUUCGAAUCAUCCCGCUGACGACAGUUUGUUUCUCGGCGUGGUGUCUUCGUUCGCGGGCAUGAGCCGGUCACGUUCCGAGAGCAGCAGCUACGUAAGCGGUCGGUCGUCCUCCUCUUCCUCCAUAGCAGCGGCCGUGUUCGCCGAGCGGAGGUCUUCACAGCAGGCCGAAGGCUCGCCGGACGCACUAGGUUACCAGGUUCCACGCGGCAGCACACUGUCAGGCUCCAGAUGGAACGGUGGCUCCUCGCUGUCGAACGUUUUGCCAGUCACGGCGCGGAAGACAAAGGUGUCUCCGGAAUCGCCAGCCUCUGGGACGUCCUCCUCACGCUCCCCAUGCCUGCCGUCUUCAUCGUCGUUGUCGUCUUCAUCGGCAGCAUCGUCGUCCCGGGGAAGUUUCUACAGGUCGAGAGAUCCUGCAGGUACCGCUUACCCAUCCGUCACGACCUCUCUCGCUUCCUCGUCUACCCAGCUGCCCACCUACAACGGUCGGGGCCGUUCCCCGACGGCGUUGUCUUCGUCAUCAUCGGCCGGGAGAAGACAGUUAGUUUCCUCAGACGGUCAGCUUCAGUGUUUGUCGGACGGAUGGUCAGUUGCGUCCUCUGUCAGUCGUAGCGCUGACGUCGCUGGGAGUUCCUCGCGUAGAUCUGUAAAAUGCCUCUCGUGGCAUCUGGAUCACAGCUCUCGGAGGGAGUGCCUGCCUCUGGAGUUUUCGGAAGAUGACGGCGGCCCACGCAGCACCCCAUCUUUCGUGUCUAGUAGAGUUUCACACUCGAACCAAAUUGUCCCGAGCGGCGGCGGUCAGCACACGAGAUCUUUGAGGUGCCUGAACUCGCCAACAUCGUCAGGCCGAGUGACGAGUGCGGUUCCUUGUUGCGAAACGCCGAGUGCUCCACUUUUCGGACAAGACACGGGCCGGUCUCGCUCCCCGUCCACCCAGACGUGCAGGGCGGCUAUGGUCAUCGGUGUGUCCACUUCAACGUCGAACAAGGUCAAGGAGGCGGUCAACGUGGAAACUUCGGUGAGUCGAGGAGUGUCUGAUACGCGUGGAGGUAUGUCAGGCUCCGUCAUGCAUGCAGAAAGCGAACCAACGCCUGUGUGUGGCAUGGGUGAGUGCAGGUCUGUGACUUUAUCCGUUGUAGAGGGGAAUAAAGCUAUCCCAGAGACCACCAGUCCUUCCUCCUGUUGUAGGCGCCCCUACACGAGUAACAAGGGUCGUUCGCGUGACGCAGGAACGGUCACUACCAUGUCUUCGGUCACCGUGUCCACCACGGGGGAGUCCUGCUCUGUCACCCGUCGGAACCAGGGCUGUGUCCACAAGAGUGUGACCAUCACCUCCUUCGCUGACCAAACCUUAAAGGGCACACAAGAAACUAAUGAUUUGAGCGGUUGUUCGGCGUACAGGAGAAGCUUUUCAGAUCCUACACACGUACUGUGGGUCCCCCACUACGUCAAAGACGGGCGGUCUGGAGGCUCCACUGACGAUACAUUUGGCGCGUUUUACCAACGGAGGGAUUUCAGAAAUACUUGCCCACCGCCAUCAGCGGACCGGCGAGUGCCACUGAGCGUGGAAACAUCUCACCCGAAUAUUACACACGCCAGAGGUUACAGGCCAGUAAGUUUAGAGAAUGGUAAUAUUAAUGAUUCACGUGUUUUGGAUGGAUGGGACUAUUCGAGAACGAUCGAAAUGAACAUCAGGGACGAAAGGGAAUCAUCAUCGCCUGCUCAUGGGAACGCAAAUGGCGCCGGUCCUUCUGCUGUUGUUGAAAGCAAACAAGGAGAGUCGUCUGGGAGAUUGGAGAAUAAUGAGAAUCAUUCUAGAAGUGCCGCUUCUCCUUCGUGUGUGGUCAAACAAAACAACAACCCUACCACUGUGGUCAGGCAUGACGCGUCGUCAUUGUCAUCGUCGCUGGCCGUGUUGCUGAGUGACCCAUGGUCGUCCAGCCAGGUGGGGGUUAUCUCCCUGGAGGAGAUCCUGCUGACCAACCUGCACACGGUGCGGGAAAAGAUGCGCGGCGGCGCCGAGAUGGUGCUCACCAAGAGAAUGGCCGAGGUGUUCCGAUGCGUCAUCUGCAUGGAGAAGCUUCGAGACGCCCGCCUGUGCCCUCACUGCUCCAAGCUCUGCUGUUUCCCCUGCAUUCGGAGAUGGCUUACAGAGCAGAGAUCCCAGUGCCCGCACUGCAGGGCCUCUCUACAUAUCCAUGAGCUGGUUAAUUGUCGGUGGGCGGAGGAGGUGACGCAGCAACUGGACACACUACAGCACGCCGCCCCCACGCCACGCGGGGACGGGGCAUCUGGCUGGAAAGAGUUCUGUUUGGAACAUCAAGAAAAACUGAGCGUAUAUUGCUGGACGUGCAAACAGUGUAUCUGCCAUCAGUGCGCUUUGUUUGGGGGAACGCAUUCGGGCCAUGUUUUCAAGCCACUGGAUGGUAUCUACGAGGAACACAAGACAAGAAUUACCUCAGACCUCAGCCAGAUAAAAUCUCGGCAUUCUGAACUUCUGUGCCAAGUGCAGGACUUGGAGCGCAACAUCGACAGUGUGAAGAACGCUAAAGAUGAACGAGUCAGGGAGAUACGCAACGCCGUUGAGCUGAUGAUUGCCAGGCUGGAAGCUCAACUCAAGAGCAAGCUCCUCACCUUUGUGGGUCAACGCAACCAGCUGAGCCAGGAGGUAAGCAUGUGGGAGAUGACCAUCAAGAAACUGGAGUCGGUGCUGCGGGAUGCGGGGAAGGCGGAGCUGGUGAUGCGCAGCAAGGACCUGCUGGAAGUGAUGCGCCAGGCCCACAGACAGUCCACAUCCUCUUUUGUUACCACGCCCGUCCCCACCGACUUCACCAGCGAAAUUGUUCCUCAGUACGACUCCAGCACCUUUGUGAUGAAAAACUUCACUCUCCUGCAGCAGCGAGCAGACCCCGUGUACAGCCCUCUCCUGUCGGUGCACGGCCUCAACUGGAGGCUCAAAGUCUAUCCAGAUGGGAAUGGAGUUGUCCGUGGCCACUAUCUCUCCGUCUUUCUGGAACUUUCCGCAGGUCUCCCUGAGAUGUCGAAGUAUGAGUAUAGGGUUGAAAUGGUGCACCAAGCUUCUCGAGACUGGUCCAAGAACAUUGUCAGGGAAUUUGCCUCCGACUUUGAGGUUGGAGAAUGUUGGGGCUACAACCGCUUUUUCCGGCUGGACCUUCUGGCCACCGAGGGUUAUCUCAAGGCCGACUCAGACACCCUGGUGCUACGCUUUCAGGUGCGACCUCCAACCUUCUUCCAGAAGAGCCGUGAUCAGCAGUGGUAUAUCAGCCAGUUGAAAUCUGCCCAGGCACAGUAUAUUCAGCAGAACAAUGAACUCAAAGACCGUCUUAGGUUGGAACUUUCACGCAACUCCAGCAAGUCUCCAGGCAAAAGAGCAAAUAUGCUGGCUAUGGUGGACUCCAGUAUCCCCUUGAUGGAAUCGCACGGCAUGGCUAGUUCAACAGACACCGCAGCUGCCUCUGCCAUGGCCACAGCCUCCCCCUCACACCCGUCCUCCCCCUCCUCCUCCUCCUCCUCCUCCUCCUCCACUGCCACCACCCCGACCAUCUCCUCCCCGCACACCAAACACAACGCGGAGAGGGACUCGCGGCCGGAGGAAGAGGGGUCUGAAAACGCCAACAGCAGUGACUCGGAGGAGGAGAGCGAUUCCGAUGCUACGGACUACAACGAGGUGCUCAACUCUUCGGAGAUGGACCUUGAAGAGCUCUCCAUGGACGACCUGGUGCAGGCCAUCGGCGAGGCAGACAUCAACGCUGAUGAGAAUGGCAUGGACGAGGAGACCUUGUCUGUGGACAAUGACGUAGACCACGCCCUGGAGUGGACCAACAACGACGUGGACCAGUUACUGGAGUUGGGCGGGGCUGUAGGGGGCGUGCCCUCACAGUCAGCCCACGGUGGGAUACAGUCAGCCAGCGGGACUCGGGGGAUGAAGGGCUCCAACAACCUCUCUCAGCCACCGUCCAGUGUGAAGAAAGAUGACGAGGCGUCUCUGCUUCAGUUUCUAGAACAACAUUCCUCUCAGCGGUCAAACAACUGGUCAUCACACCUGCACGAGGCUUUCAAGCGCCAUGCGGAGAACAUAGCUCCCAUGCCACCCCUGACAGAGAGCAGUGGAGACAGCACGCGCUGGACCAACUGGCUGGAAGGACUCGAACUCGACAAGCCCUUCAGCAACAGCGACAAGAGCCUGGUACCCAUCCCACCCAACCACCCCCCUGGAACGGCUGCCACGGCCGCUGUUGGUGGGGACGCCAUGGGUAGAGAGCUGCGCGGAAUGACAGGUGCUGGCCGCGCAGCGGCAAACUUGGAAAGGGGCGGAGCCAGUGCCUUGACAGAGGGCGGGGCCCAGGCUGGGGGAGGAGACGGAGCCCGCAAGUCUGCCGAAGAUGUGCUGGAGCAUUUCCAACAGAGGUUCACAGAACUGGCAGCAUCGACAAUAGCAGCAGCCAAUGCGGCAGUCACCAACGAAACAGAAGCCCGCAAGUACAGAACUGGUAAGAAAUCCAAAUACGCCCUCCAGGCCAUCGUUCAGCCGUUGCGGAACUCUUUAGAAUCGGCCGGCCCGAACAACAGGCCCGAGUCUGCGCAGCAUGACUCGCACACCGCAGCUGCCCUGGGGCCUCCGAGACAAGGAUCGUCUGCUGCUGCCACCACCAAUGUGGCUAGUAUGUCAGAACUGGACGCCAGCCUGGAGAGCUUGAUGACCUUGGAGGAGUUUGACCUACAUUCCGACCAGGCCUCUGCCGCUCCAGCCUCGCCAGCUGUGCAACCCAGAAUGUUAAAAGCCGAGCCAGAGUCAGAGCGUAAGUCACGGAAGAGAGAGGGCAAGGAGAAGUCUCCCAAACAUAGCUGCUGUGCCUCGUCCAAGAAAGACAACAACCUCCAGACGUGGGCCUUUAACUUCUUGAAACACAACAAAGAGGAUAAAAAGGACAAAGAGAAGAUACCGGGGUCGGUGCCCAAACCUCUGCCCACCCCGCAGAACUCGGGCUCUGGGACUAACAACCUCCCCUAUGCCUCCAAUCCUUUGAGCGGCGGUGGCGGUGCUGGUAGUAACUCACCACCGUCAGCUUCUAGCGUUGAUGACGGUACCGUAACUGCUAAUGCUGGGGCAGCUGCUACUGUCCCAACGCACUCGUUUGUCGUGUCGCCCGGGGAAUCUGUGGUGAUUGGCUACUGUGGGAAUCUCAGCACGGGCAACAACAUCAGCAUCAACGUCAGCAGCAACAACAACAACAGCAACAACAGCGAGAGCGGCGGCACUGGAAUGGUGGCGUCGGGUGGAUCCGGGGGUUCGAAUCCUCUGGUGGAGUUUAGUAGUCAGACGUCCAGUGAAGACAGGUCAGAGAGCCCAGAUGACGCCUCCGUUGUCUAGAGACUGGAGUUGAAAAACAGGCAGUUGGGAUGGAAGGAUUCUCACGCAUGCUCCGAGAACUGUGUGUGUGGGUGUAUGUGUGUGUGUGUGUGUGUGUAUGUGUGUGCGUGGGUGUGUGUGCGUGUGUGUCUGUGUGUAGAAUCUGUGUUUUUAGCUGCUUGGAAAACAUAUCCUCCACACAAUACAGAAACUACAGGUCUGCACUGUGUAGCUGCUGUUUUCUCCUUCAACGAAUGUCUACAAAGAAUCUCUGGGAAACAAGUGCAUGAAGCUGAAGUACAAUCGAAGCUGUCUAAGAUGACCACCCAACGCCGAGGAGAAAAGUGGUCGUCUUAGUCUGGUGGCAGUCUUACACAAUGCCAUUAUAAUGUAAAAAAAAAAAUACAUAA
Molecule: messenger RNA, 6674 nt
Organism: Aplysia californica (California sea hare)
Lineage: Eukaryota; Metazoa; Mollusca; Gastropoda; Aplysiida; Aplysiidae
Product: E3 ubiquitin-protein ligase TRIM37
Exons: 26
Coding region: 781-6285 (1834 amino acids)
Biological process (GO): protein autoubiquitination; negative regulation of centriole replication
Cellular component (GO): peroxisome; aggresome
Molecular function (GO): zinc ion binding; tumor necrosis factor receptor binding; ubiquitin protein ligase activity
Source: RefSeq, a predicted model, not a curated record